Molecule: messenger RNA, 1750 nt
Organism: Neurospora tetraspora
Lineage: Eukaryota; Fungi; Ascomycota; Sordariomycetes; Sordariales; Sordariaceae
Product: mediator of RNA polymerase II transcription subunit 6
Exons: 2
Coding region: 341-1414 (357 amino acids)
Biological process (GO): regulation of transcription by RNA polymerase II
Cellular component (GO): mediator complex; core mediator complex
Molecular function (GO): transcription coactivator activity
Source: RefSeq, a predicted model, not a curated record
GUCGACGCCAUGCUUCAAUCUUCAUCCGAAUACUCGAGCAUCAUAGCCACGACUUCCACUUUCCACCUACCACAGCUUCUUUGACUUCAACUGCAGUCAUUUCCGUUAUAUUUACAUCGCCCUUGCACUCCCAACCACACAAUCUGUCAUAAAUAGCGGUCCCUUGCUCUUGGAUCCCUUCCCUCGAACUCUUGUCUAGACACCUCUCGAGUCGCCACAGUCUAGGCCGCGAACUUGUCUACACCUUUUCGCGAACCCUUUCGGCAGUGUAUACAGCAUCAAGGACAACCGGCACCUCGCAAAACUACCAACUAGACGUAUUGCAUAUAAGGCAGCAACAAUGGCGUUCGACCCAGCGGCCAACGCCGGCCCUCCUCUCGACGAGAUCCAAUGGCACACCCCUCCUCAGUUCGAAGCAGGCAUCCACUCCAACAGCAUCCUAUACUACUUCGCCCAGUCUCCCUUCUAUGAUAAGACCUCCAACAAUGAGGUCGUCUUCCAGCAGGGUCUCAACAACCAGGCCAUGUCCCAAUACCUUGCCACCAGGGAGCUAUUCGAGAGUCGACUAAGGGAAAUGUCUGGGCUAGAGUUCAUCGUUGCUCAGGAACCCGCUGAGACAGGUCCGGGAAUGGGUACAGGUGUGUGGGUUAUCAACAAGCAGACGAGGAGGAAGCGCCCACCGGCAAACCCGGCGAGGCCUGAGGACGGCCCGCCCGAUGAGAUCAUCGUUCAUUCGGUCUACUUUGUGGUGGGCGAGAACAUUUACAUGGCACCCACACUGGCAGAUGUUCUUAGCUCCCGAAUCGGAGCAAUCGCCACCGCCAUCACCAAGACCCUCCCCCUAGUAGACGAAGUAUCAGACUGGGCUCCAGCCGUCGGCCGCCGCUACAUCACUCCCACCCAACCAUCCGCCAGCGCCGGUGCAGCCAGCGGCACAACCAACUACACCGCCUCCCGAACCGCCACUCCUCUCCCCGAGGGUCUUCCCAGCGCGACCACCAACAAACCCGGCGCCAAGACCGGCGGCGGAACCAGCACAAACGACCCCCUCCUCGACUCCCUCCUCAUGGAAGAAGCCCUCCUCACGCACGAACGCUACGGCACCGAAUACAUGGACGAGAACCCCAUCACCGGCAAGCCCGGCGACUUCCACCUGACCUCGACCGGCCGCAAGGCGCAAACCAAGAGCGCGUUGACCCUUAAGGAGGCGGCGGCCGCGUUGCCGGCUUUGAAUACGAAGGGCUUGGGAGCGGCUGGAAGUAAUCCGCUUGCUAAGGGCGCGGCCGCGGCGGCGGCGGCUGCGAAUGCCGUGACGGGUAAGGAGACCAAGAGCCCGAAAACGCCGGGUGGAGGACCGCCGAAGCCGAAGAGGAGGAAGAGUAAGAAUGUUGUUACUACCCCCGGUGCGGCUUAGAAGGAGCACGGGCAGGGAAGUAAAAAGGAGGGAAAGAAAGGGAAGAAGGGGGAGAAAGGGAAAAAUAAGCUUGGUUCUGCUUGAUCGGAAAAAGAUGCAUUCAGAUAAAGCGGCGUUGAUUACACAUGGUUGGAUGGCAUUUGGCUUUUAGGCACGGCGGUUAGAUACCCUAGAAUGGUGGACGAGAUACACUACGUGGUGUCCAUGAUAUUUACACAUAGCGGGCGUUCCCAGAAGCGACGGGACGAGGAAGCACUUUCGCUCUCGUUCUCCGAAGUAAAUAACAAUAAACGGAGUUAAUUUCACCAUAAGUUAAGGAGAAUCAAUACUUCCAAC